Molecule: messenger RNA, 2416 nt
Organism: Neopsephotus bourkii (Bourke's parrot)
Lineage: Eukaryota; Metazoa; Chordata; Aves; Psittaciformes; Psittacidae
Gene: SNIP1
Product: Smad nuclear interacting protein 1
Exons: 4
Coding region: 63-1184 (373 amino acids)
Biological process (GO): miRNA processing
Cellular component (GO): nucleus
Molecular function (GO): protein binding; mRNA binding
Source: RefSeq, a predicted model, not a curated record
CCGGAAGUGCUUCCGGGCACCGGAAGCGGGGCGCGCUUCCCUUUGUGGCGGCCGGCGGCGCCAUGGAGGCGGAGGCCGAGCGGCGGCGGGAGCGGAGGCGCCGGGACGUGGCGGUGAAGGCCGAGAAGCGGAGCCCCCGGCGCUCCGGCUCCCGCUCGGCGCGGGGCAGCCAAUCUCCGCCUGCCGAGGAGCGGCGGGGCCCGGCCGGGUCGCGCCAGGGCAGGAGCAGCAGGUCGCCCAAGAGGAAGAGCAAGUCCGGGCGGAGGAGCCGGUCCCCGCGCGGCAGGAGGAGCCGCAGCCCGCACCACGCCGCCGUGAAGGUGAAGCAGGAGCGAGAUGAUCACUGCCGGAGAGGAAACGAGGAGCGAAAGCAGAGAUACCCAUCAGAACCAGAACACAGGAGAGACAGGAGCGGUGACAGAGACAGGCACAGAGACCACGCAGACAGAAGGAAGAACCUGAAUGAGCGGCCUGGAGUCCGUGGCCACGAGCGAGAGAGGGAUGUCCACAACAUCCGUGAGCAGCAAGCAGAGAGGGAGUUUUACAAUGAGAGAAGACGAGAGCAUCGACAAAACAACCAAGGCAGUGGCGCUGAGCAGAAACCAGAACUGGGGCAGUCUGAUAACAAACCUAAAGAAAAACCUGCUGUGAAGAAAGAGAAGCCAAGCUUUGAACUGUCGGGGGCGCUGCUGGAGGACACCAACACUUUCCGAGGUGUGGUGAUCAAGUACAGCGAGCCCCCUGAAGCGCGCAUUCCGAAGAAGCGCUGGCGCCUUUAUCCCUUCAAAAACGAUGAGUUUCUGCCAGUCAUGUACAUUCACAGGCAGAGUGCUUAUCUGCUGGGCAGGCACCGCAGGAUUGCAGAUAUUCCCAUCGACCACCCCUCCUGCUCGAAGCAGCACGCUGUGUUUCAGUACCGGCUCGUGGAGUACACCCGUGCCGAUGGUACCGUUGGCCGCAGAGUGAGGCCCUACAUCAUCGACCUGGGCUCUGGGAAUGGCACUUUCCUAAACAACCAGCGGAUUGAGCCGCAGCGCUACUAUGAACUGAAGGAGAAGGAUGUGCUCAAGUUCGGGUUCAGCAGCAGGGAAUACGUUCUUCUCCAUGAAUCCUCGGAUAAAUCCGAGGCCAACACAAAGGACGAUGAUGAUGAUGAUGAGAAGGAGGAAGAGUCUGACAGUUAACAGAUGAGGAGGGAAAGGGAAGGGGCAGGAGAGAGAAAUUGCAGUUGAACGUGCAUUGGAGCAUCGCAGCACUGAUGCCUCUUAUUGCCUUAAAGUCCUUUUUCUGUUGCUCUUCUGUUCUCAUAGUUUGUUUUGGGGGACUUCCCUGGUUAUUCAUUUCUGAUAGUUCUGCAUAUUGGGAAAUACAGCUUUUCUUUGUUCUUUUUUUCUCCGCUUUUCCUCCCCAACAAGCAGAAGAGCACCUGGAUGUGAAAGCUCUGAUGCUGGGAGAACUCCACAGACGUUGAAGGACAUUUCUGCCAGGAAAUGACUUAGAACACAGCUGGUGUAUUUGAAAUGAUUUUUAUUGACUGUUUUCUCAUAGCCCUUUGAAAAUGCUCCUUAACAGAAAUCUUAGUUAGAAAGUAACCCCAUGAGUUUUGUAACACAUCAUGUUCCCUAGUUGGCCAAAUUCCUUUGCCUGAUAGGAAUUCUGGACAGGAGAGUUUAGCUGGCUGGCUAGUAAUGAGGUGGAGAAGUUGGCAUGCGCUGGGUACUUGGUUUGCCUUGUGAGGGUCUUUCACUGGAAUUCACCACCCAAAAAUCACGAGGCAAUUGGAAAUAGAAGUCAAAGUCUUCCUGGGGCUUCAGGUGCUGCUGGUGUGGUUUGGGAGCCGAGAUCUGGGUCGUCUUCCCACGCAUGGUGCUGAGCUUAUGCUGGAUAUCAAGUGUUAGGGGCUGGAGCCUUUAUUUCUGGCACCACCCCAGCCCACAAAUAACUUCUCCUUGGUUUUGUUUGCAUUACACAAAGACCUAUGUGGUGAUUUGUUUCAACCCGAGUUUGCACUAUUUUUCUUUUGAUAAAGAAAAUACACAAAUCACUUGUUUAAAAUACUUCCCCCCCCCCCUUGAAACAAGGCUUUAAGAAGAGGAUGAACAGUUCCACUCCCUCAAGUACAUGCAUCUUUGGAUGUCUCCCCCCCCAUGGCUUCACACUGUAAGAAACAUGCAUUUUCCACGCUGCUCCCAGUGCGUGUUUGUUCCGUGGUCGCGGGCUCUCUGACCUGUGCUCAUGUGCUGUGCACGCAUGUUGCACACGUUCCAUGUUGCACGCACAGGCUGGAACACUUGGGAUGUAAAUACAGGGCAUUGCUGCAGGGUUUCACAUGGUAGGUAGCGUUUUGACUCGGAGGAUCUCCUUUAUAUUAUACUCUAAGGGUUUUUAAAUAAAGAAUUUGUAAAUUUAGCCCUAA